AUGCUCAUCAGCUACCGACGCUUCAGGCGCAACUACCUGCGGCCGAUCCUCCUCUUCUUGUUCUUCGUCUUCUUCAUCGAUGCCGUCCUCCUCGUGCGCCAUCGCCCGGCCACCCACCGGACCGGCCUGAACCUCGGUCGACGAUCCGCUGCAGCUCCAGGAAACACGACCGUUUACAUUGCCUCGGUACAUCGCAAUACCGAGCUCAUACUGAGGGAAGCUUGGAAUGAUGCUGUCUUGGAUCUCGUCGAGUACUUCGGACCCGGCAAUGUCCACGUCACGGCCAUUGAGUCGGGCUCCCAGGAUGGGUCGAAGGACGCGCUGCUGGACCUUAAGGCGGCCCUCGAAGAGCGCGGCGUAUCCAACACCAUCGUCCUGGGGUUGACAGUUUGGGAACAGUUGGAGGAGAUCGAGACGCGCCCUCCACCGAAUGCGCGGGAACCCGGCUGGAUAUGGAACGUUGCCGAGCGCCAGUGGGAGAUGCGCCGCAUACCAUAUCUCGCCCGGGUGCGGAACCAAGCCAUGGAGCCAUUGGAGGAACUGGAAGCUCAGGGGAGGACAUUCGACAAGGUCCUCUGGAUCAACGAUGUUGUCUUUGAUACCGAGGAUAUCGUUACGCUCUUCGAUACGCGAAGUGGCGACUAUGCUGCUGCGUGCUCUAUGGACUAUAAAUCAUCGCCCCUCUACUACGAUACAUUUGCUCUACGAGACGACAUGGGCUUGAAGACAGUAUCGCUCUACUGGCCAUGGUUUCAGUCCCCCACCUCGAGGGAUUCGGCUUUACGCAAUGAGCCUAUCGAGGUGACAUCCUGCUGGAAUGGCAUCGUAGCUUUCGACUCGAGUCCCUUCUACGCGAACCCACCAUUGGAGUUCCGUGGCAUUGACGACAGCCUGGCAGACUUGCAUCUCGAGGGAUCAGAGUGCUGUCUGAUCCACGCAGACAACCACCUCACCGCGGCGAAGGGCGUAUGGUUGAAUCCAAACGUCCGCGUGGCGUAUAGUACCGGUGUGUACAAAAAGGUCAGGACGAACCGGUUCCCGAGCCCCUUUUGGACGGUCGUCGGUGCGUGGGUCGACCGUAUCGAAACGCAUCGUAUGGCCAUCCAGAGCCAACUAGAGACGCGAACGGUCCAGAGGAGACUGGAGCAGUGGAAGGUUGAAACGCCGGACGGAGACCUACCGCGGUACGAGCCUGGCGAGGCGUGCCUCAUCAAUGAGAUGCAGAUCAUGUGGUCUAACGGCUGGAUGCACUUAUAA
Anthostomella pinea is the source of this 1257-nucleotide messenger RNA. The record is from the annotation of a GenBank genome assembly. NCBI's taxonomy places the organism in Eukaryota, Fungi, Ascomycota, Sordariomycetes, Xylariales, Xylariaceae.